UCUCUGUCUGACAGUGGAGUGCUCUGUGGUGUCUUGCUCUGUUUGGUGUUUCAGAGUAAGAGGAUAAAAUGUCCAAAAUCACCAAGCUUUGGGCCCUAUUGUUGUGGAUGCAAACACUAACCUUUGUGAAAUGCAAAGAUUGUACCCUUGAACAGUUUUUAAAGGGGCCAAACUAUAAUUCACAUUUUGACACAACUAGUUUGGAAGAAACAUACGCAGGUGGAAGACGAGUGAGGGUGCCCUGCAAUGUUGGCUACACUGGCUUUUUCAGGCUCGUCUGCACUGAAGGAAACUGGGAACCUUUUGGCUCAACGUGCGAACCAAUAGACUGUGGUCAUCCCGGCGAUGCCGAGUUUGCAGACUUCGAACUGGAGAAAGGAGAGGAUUUUGUCUUUGGGUCACAAGUGAUUUAUAAGUGCCAAAAGGGUUAUCAUAUGGUCAGCCGAAAUUAUCGCCGGCGUUGCACGGCAAAUGGCUGGGAUGGUGUUGUUCCAGUGUGCGAAGCCAGUCAAUGUCCAGUCUUUCAUGUGGGCCCACAUGUCCAAGUCAUAGGGAAUCCAGGAGAAGCCAUUUUUGGCAACGUAGUUCGGUUCAUCUGUGCAUCGAACGAUAAAAUAUUGAAAGGAUCAGCCGAGAUUUAUUGCAAUGAAAACGGAGCAUGGGUUGGUGAAAUUCCAACAUGCGAAGAAGUAAAAUGUGAUACUCCUGUAAUUGAACAUGGAGAUGUGGUUGGUAGCCGCCAACAGUACAAAGAGAAUGAAGAACUGAACUUUAAAUGUGGCCAUUUUUAUAAACGUUCUGAUGGCAGACCUUCAAGAUGUGUGAAGGUCGGAUCGAAGGCAGAAUGGGUCCCAACACCUGGAUGUGAAUUAAUAAAAUGUGGACUGACACGACUCCGAGGAACAACAUACAACUUCCAAAACAAAAAUUUGUUUUUACCUCAAGAAAAACUGCAAGUUACAUGUGGGGAGAAGUUCUAUAUUUUGAAUGCAAAAACGACGACAGCAGAAGUUACUUGCAAAGAAAAUGGACAAUGGGACAUCAGCCCAGUAUGCCUUGAGGUCAGAUGUCCAGCGAGACUACCAAAUGAAAAUUUGUCUGGAGAUGACAGAACUUUGGGGAAAAAUUUUUUGGGUGACACCGUACUGUAUACGUGUGAAAGUUACUACGAGAAAACAGACGGUGUCAGUCAUGCCACCUGCACCAGAGAUGGAUGGACACCAAAACCACUUUGUUAUGCAAAAUAUUGUCCAUAUCCUGACUUUGAAAAUGCUGAAAUUACCAGAAGCUCACGGUAUUACAGAAAUGGUGAGAAGGUCACAUACAGAUGCUUGCCCGGGGAUGGAAAACACUUCACAGCUACCUGUGAGAGAGGUAUCUGGACUGGCAACAAAAACUGUUUAGAUGUAAUACCUUGUUCAAAACCUCCAAUUUCACAUGGAUUCGCAGUCGGCUCAUUCAUCGACACAGUGUAUUAUUCCUGUGAUGAAGGUUAUAAACUUUUUACCAAAAGUUGGUGGGGUCAGGCCAAAUGUACUAAUGGUCAUUGGUCUAAAUUUCAUUUGUGUAUAGAAAAUCGUUUUUGUGGAGAAGCUCCUGAGAUUCCUAAUGGAAGAGUGGAACUCAGAAAUCAUCCUGGGCAUUCUGAAAGAUUUGAGAUUGUUUGCAGUGAAGGAUACAGAACUGAGACUGACCAGCUACCUUGUCAUGAUGGAACAUGGGAUUUAGAAGCACUGCAAACAAUCUGCAGCCCUGCUGCUGAACGCUGCAGCUCACCACCUAAAGUUGAAAAUGCAGUUGUUAAGACGCCAUAUCAAAGCAAAUACUUGUCAGACACUUCAGUAACUUAUCAAUGCCGUAAAAGCUAUAGGAUGACAGGAAAAGACACAAUUACAUGCAAGGAUGGAAACUGGGAGACGGAGAACAUCACCUGUAUUCCUUAUUGUGAGAAGCUCCAUGAUUUCAAACUGACAGUUAAUUCUUCUAUGGAUAAAGAAAUGUAUGAGGAUGGAGAAGUCAUUGAGUAUGUGUGUAACGCACCUGGUACAAUUGAAGGCAGUGCAACAUGUGUCAACAGCAAGUGGACAAAAACAGUUGAAUGUCCAGCCCCUCCUUGUGAAAUUGGUGAACUGACUUCAAACCUCAGAAUAUCUGGAUUUCCACCAAAAGACAACCGAGUGAAUGCUAGAAAUAAAAUACGUUUUUUCUGUCUGGAAAAUUAUGAUUUAGAGGGUUCUGCAGAAAUUGAAUGUUUAGAAACAGGAAUGUGGAAAUCCCCCUUCCCAAACUGUUCUAAAAAAUGUGAAGUUCCUGAGGUAGCGAAAAGUCUACUCAUCACCCCAUCUGCAGCUUAUUACAGUAAAGGGGCAAAUAUAAGAUUUGAAUGUCGUGAAAGUGGACGCUUCAUUGAAGGGAAGAAGCAGAUUGAAUGUCUGGGAAACAGAACGUGGAGUGCCCCCCCUCCAACAUGUGAAAAACCAUGCACUGUGGAUACUGAAAAGAUGAACAAAAUCAACAUUAAAUUUGCACGUGGUGAUGAAGACAAGUUAUAUGCACCACAUGAUGAUCACCUUACCUUUGUUUGUAAGAGAGGCAGACAAGUUGGCUCAGGGUCAAUGCGUAGAAGAUGUAAUGAUGGUGAGAUGGAACUGCCCAGGUGUGGGUGACGGCUUUUACUGAGAUGAUGUGAUAAACAUCUCUAACAUGUCCAUGAAAACCACAUUUAAGAGCUAUGUGAUUCAAUAUGUGUUCUGUGCAUUUGAUUAAAAAACAUUUGUUCUUGUGCCUCAGCAUGAUAAAACAUUUAAAUUGUAAAUCAAAUGUUACCCGACACAAACGUUGAAUGACUGAUUUGUUUUCUCUGCAAUCAGUUUAUAAAUACAAAAUUAAAGAUCUGCAUAAAUGAAACCAUGUACAGUAUCUCUUUACUAAGACAUAUUGUGGUUAUGUGCUUAAUUGUGACAGAAAUGUUAAAUACAUUUGUCAAAAGUUUCUUUUAUUAAUCUUCCUUGUCUGGGAGACUUAUGUGACACUGAAAAAUAAGCCCACUGUUUUCAAAUCAAAAACAUCAAAAGUAUCAGUUAAAUUUACUGUGUAUGAAUUUAAAUUUACAGUAUGUUUCUAAUAUUGUUUUUGCAGAGAAUAAUUACAUAAACAAUAUAAAAUGGCACACAUGCCUGUUUUAUCCCAAUACGUGUAUGUUUUAAUUUUACAAACAUUUUGAAGAUGAUGUCAUUUA
This is a messenger RNA of Nematolebias whitei (Rio pearlfish), 3238 nucleotides long. It is a transcript of the gene cfhl3, whose product is annotated as complement factor H like 3. NCBI's taxonomy places the organism in Eukaryota, Metazoa, Chordata, Actinopteri, Cyprinodontiformes, Rivulidae. The record is from RefSeq and is a predicted model, not a curated record.